Molecule: messenger RNA, 4572 nt
Organism: Camelus dromedarius (Arabian camel)
Lineage: Eukaryota; Metazoa; Chordata; Mammalia; Artiodactyla; Camelidae
Gene: NAA16
Product: N-alpha-acetyltransferase 16, NatA auxiliary subunit
Exons: 19
Coding region: 921-3164 (747 amino acids)
Biological process (GO): N-terminal peptidyl-methionine acetylation
Cellular component (GO): NatA complex; cytoplasm
Molecular function (GO): protein binding
Source: RefSeq, a predicted model, not a curated record
GUUUACUAGUUUUUUCUAGCUCAAAUUAAAGAAAAACUUUACUAUGAAAAAAGUUAAACCUAUAUGGAAGAGAGAAUUUAAUGAACUUGGUAUGCCCAUUAUUCAGUUUCAAUAAUUAUCAAUAUUUUUAAUAUUCGUUUCAUUUGUUACCUACCCCUUGUUUUUUGUUUAUUGGAGUAUUUUAAAGAGUAUCCCUAUGCACUAUAUAUCAGUUGUGCUUAGUGUAAGAGAAAAGGAGCUUUGAUAAUUAUAUGUGACUUGAAACCCAUUAUUUUUUUCCUAUACAUCCAUAAAUUGAGUGGUACUUUCCCCAUUCCAAGUAAUGACUUACCUGUAUAGUAAAAUUUGUGUUCCUUAAAAGUUCCUUAAAUUUCCUUUUAGAAAUUUUAGAAGAGAAAUUUAGAAGAAACUUGUUUUAACACAGAUUUUAUUUAAUAUUAAAUAUUAUAUUUUUGGUUCUUCAGCUUGAUUUCUGUUGCCAGGAACUUAGCUCUUACUUCAUUGGAUACCUAUAAUUGUAUUUUUCUUUGGUUAGUAUCCCAGUUUGUAAAAAAAAAUAAAAAUACGUUUUAGGGAGGGAUCAUUGAAAUUAUUUUAAUGUCUGUUUUGCCUGUUUACUUACUUAUUCACAAACUUUUCACAUAUCGCCCUUGUAUCUUAAUUUUUUAUGUUUAAUUCAUCCAGCUAUUGGCCAGUAUUGAUCAUCAGUUGUCUUAGUGGUGUUUUCACGUAUUUAGCCUAGAGUUCUCUCAAAAUACUAAAUACUUAUUUCUUUAUCCCAGUGCUUACCCCAGAAUGAAGAGAAAGGGAAUCGUUCUGAUAAGAAAUAUGAUGAAGCUAUUAAGUGUUACCGAAAUGCCCUCAAAUUAGAUAAAGAUAAUCUGCAAAUUUUGAGGGAUCUCUCUCUGUUACAGAUCCAAAUGAGAGACCUCGAAGGUUACCGAGAGACAAGAUACCAGCUUCUUCAGUUGCGCCCAACACAGCGUACUUCCUGGAUUGGAUAUGCUAUUGCAUACCAUUUACUGAAAGAUUAUGAUAUGGCACUAAAACUACUGGAAGAAUUUAGACAAACUCAGCAAGUUCCUCCCAACAAAAUAGACUAUGAAUAUAGUGAACUGAUACUGUACCAGAAUCAAGUGAUGAGAGAGGCAGAUCUAUUUCAGGAAUCUUUGGAACAUGUAGAAACAUAUGAGAAACAAAUAUGUGAUAAACUUCUGGUGGAAGAAAUUAAAGGGGAAAUGCUGUUGAAAUUGGGAAGAUUAAAAGAAGCCAGUGAAGUAUUCAAAAACUUGAUUGAUCGGAAUGCAGAAAAUUGGUGUUACUAUGAAGGCCUGGAAAAAGCUCUACAACUUAGUUCCUUGGGACCUUUUCUCCCCCAUGGCACUUUAGAAGAGAGGCUUCAAAUUUAUGAAGAAAUUAGUAAGCAGUACCCCAGAGCAAUUUCACCUAGAAGAUUACCUUUGAAUCUUGUCCCAGGUGAAAAAUUUAGAGAACUAAUGGAUAAGUUCCUGAGGGUUAACUUCAGUAAAGGCUGCCCACCCUUGUUUACCACUUUGAAAUCCUUAUAUUACAAUACGGAAAAGAUUUCUAUAAUCCAGGAGCUUGUUACUAAUUAUGAAGCCUCUCUUAAAACGUGUGACUUUUUUAGCCCUUAUGAGAAAGGGGAGAAAGAACCCCCAACAACACUGCUCUGGGUUCAGUAUUUCCUGGCACAGCACUUUGAUAAACUUGGGCAGUAUUCUUUGGCUUUGGAUUAUAUUAAUGCUGCAAUUGCUAGCACUCCAACUCUAAUAGAAUUAUUCUAUAUGAAAGCAAAAAUUUACAAGCAUAUAGGUAAUCUCAGAGAAGCUGCCAAGUGGAUGGAUGAAGCACAGUCUUUGGACACAGCUGAUAGAUUCAUCAACUCCAAAUGUGCAAAAUAUAUGCUUCGAGCAAAUAUGAUAAAGGAAGCAGAGGAAAUGUGCUCCAAGUUCACAAGGGAAGGAGUGUCUGCCAUGGAAAAUCUAAAUGAAAUGCAGUGUAUGUGGUUUCAAACAGAAUGCAUUUCAGCUUACCAGCGUUUGGGAAGAUAUGGGGAUGCCUUGAAAAAAUGCCAUGAAGUAGAAAGGCAUUUUUUUGAGAUAACUGAUGAUCAAUUUGACUUCCAUACUUACUGCAUGAGAAAGAUGACCCUUCGUGCCUACGUUGACCUUUUGAGAUUAGAAGACAUACUCAGGAGACAUGCCUUCUAUUUCAAGGCUGCUAGAUCAGCAAUUGAAAUAUACUUGAAAUUGUAUGAUAAUCCCCUAACCAAUGAAAGCAAGCAACAAGAAAUAAAUUCAGAAAACCUGUCAGCCAAAGAAUUGAAGAAAAUGCUUAGCAAGCAGAGAAGAGCUCAAAAAAAGGCUAAACUUGAAGAAGAGAGAAAGCAUGCGGAAAGGGAACGUCAACAAAAAAAUCAAAAGAAAAAAAGGGAAGAAGAGGAAGAAGAAACCAGUGGUCUCAAAGAAGAACUUAUACCAGAGAAAUUAGAAAGGACAGAAAAUCCGUUAGAAGAAGCUAUCAAGUUUCUUAUACCUCUUAAGAACCUUGUUGCUGAUAACAUUGACACCCAUCUAUUAGCAUUUGAAAUAUAUUUUAGAAAAGGAAAGUUUCUGUUAAUGCUGCAGUCUGUCAAACGAGCUUUUGCCAUCAACAGUAAUAACCCAUGGUUACAUGAAUGUUUAAUUAAGUUUUCUAAAUCUGUGUCUAACCACAGUAAUCUUCCAGACAUUGUGAGUAAAGUUCUAUCUCAAGAAAUGCAGAAAAUAUUUGUCAACAGGGACCUGGAAAGUUUUAAUGAGGAUUUUCUCAAGCAUAAUGCUACCUCUCUUCAGCAUCUACUUUCAGGUGCUAAAAUGAUGUAUUUUCUGGACAAGUCAAGGCAAGAGAAAGCAAUUGCUAUUGCCACUAGACUGGAUGAAACGAUAAAAGAUAAAAAUGUAAAGACUUUAAUAAAGGUUUCUGAGGCACUGCUUGAUGGCAGCUUUGGGAACUGUCAUUCCCAGUAUGAAGAAUACAGGGUGGCCUGUCAUAACCUGCUUCCUUUUACUUCUGCUUUCCUGCCUGGGGUGAACGAAGUCAACGGUCAGAACACAGCGCGCAGCCAAACAGCUAACUAUGAUGUCUUGGCAAAUGAAACUUGAAAUCCCUUAGAAAGUUGAUGCCUGUAAGACGCAAAGCUGAAUCCAGAUCAGGGUUUCCUUUCUAACUUGUAUUUUAAUAUAGAUAUGAAAUGAAACACAGUUGAUCCUUGAACAGCAUGGGUUUGGAUCGCAGGGGGUCCACUUACAUGUGGAUUUUUUUGAGUAGUAAAUAUGACAGUAUGGCGUGAUCUGCAGUUGGUUGAAUCCAUGAAUGUGGAACCCCAGAUAGGGAGUGACCGCAUAUGCAGAGGGCCAACGGUAAGUUCUAGGCGGAUUUUUGACUGCACUGGGGUAACUCUUGCUUUUGUUCAUGGGUCAGCUGUAAUUGGAUAGAAUUUUGAAAGGAGUUCUGUAAGCUUAUUUUACUCUUCAUCUGAUUCAGCCAGUUUACAUAAAUGUCUGUUAAAAUUACCUGUUUAUCCUUGCAUAGUUUUCUUAAACUUCUGCAUUAUCAGCAUUGUGAUGGGUGCUGUCACUUCAUAACUAUGAUAAUUUCUUAAUUAACCUGACUACAGCUCCACUAUAUUAUUUUCCUUAGCUCCUGGUUUCAUUUCUAAAUCUGUGUUUUGAUCCCUUAUUGAUUUGUUUUGUUACUGUUUACUUGCUUUUUAGUUAAAGUACAUCAAUUUUAAAGUGUUAAUAACGAUAUGUUAAAAACAAUAAGGAACUCCUUUUGGCAGAUAUUUAUUUAGAACUUACUUCAGUUUGACCUUUUGUCUAGCUUAAUUUUUGUGUGUGUGUGAUUUAUCAUUUCCUUUUCAAUAUUCAUGAAAAUGAUAUUUUCUGCUGAAUAAGGAUACUCCAGUUUUAUGUUGAUGAUUCAGUGUACAGGGAUUUGUUUGCCACUUAAUCAUGGAAAUUCACUGAUAAAUUUGUUGCAUAUCUCUCGAUCAGUCUUAAAGGCCCACAGAUGAGAAUUAUGCUUUCUUCACUAAAUUGCUUUGCGUGUUACCAAGUAGUUUAUAGGUGAGUGGUGUGCCACUGGGAAACAUAAUGGGGCAGAUUACAAAUUAUAAUGAAACAUGCAUACUCUUACAGCCAUGUGUUGACUAUUAAAUAUGUCUUUAUAUCAGCAAAAUGAGAAUUUAAACUAUCAACUAGUUUAACUCUUAAAACAUAGUAUUAUUGAGCAAUAUAUUUUUGGGAGGAUGACUUUUUGUUUUUUCUUGUACAGAAAACAGUAAUAGAACCAUUUAAUGUGUUUCUUUCAGAACCGUGUAAAUAUGUUGGUAAUACCAGUACUUUCUUUUAAGGCAACUAUAAAUUCAAAAGGGGAGAUUUUAUUUAGAGACAUAAUUAAAAUAGUUUUCCAUCACUCUAAGCUGAUACUUAGAUUCAUAAUUGUUGAGAGAAAAAACUAACUAUAAAAUAAUGUCAACCUAUAUAUGCUAUAAUAAAUUAUUUUGUA